AUGACUCGAAUGGGACGAAAUGAAAGAAGUCUGAAACCAUUACCUUUGCCAAAUAGAGAUUUCACAUUGAAAAGGCACGGUGAAAAGGAGUUGCUCGUAAGGAAUGAAAUUCGGUGGAAAAGUUAUGCAAACAUUCCUCCUUUAAUAUUUACUAAGUAUGACCCUUCAAUUCAUGCAAUCAUCAACAGUUCAAAAACAUGUCAAUGGAUUCUUUGGAAUGAAAAUUUAUUGUCUCGUGAAGUCAAAUCAAAAGAUGAAUGUGCACAGUAA
Molecule: messenger RNA, 270 nt
Organism: Clunio marinus
Lineage: Eukaryota; Metazoa; Arthropoda; Insecta; Diptera; Chironomidae
Source: the annotation of a GenBank genome assembly